Molecule: messenger RNA, 1615 nt
Organism: Ectocarpus siliculosus
Lineage: Eukaryota; Phaeophyceae; Ectocarpales; Ectocarpaceae
Source: the annotation of a GenBank genome assembly
AUGAGCCUGAACGUGAUGAAGAUCCUGCUCCAGAUCCGCAGCUUCGUCGAGUCCAAGAGGGCAAUCAGCAUGGCCAACGCCUUCAGUGGCGGGGUCUUCCUCUCUCUGGCGUUCGGCCACAUGAUGCCGCACGCCACUCUCGGGUUCGAGGAAUCGGGCCUGCCGGCGAACGUGCCGUACUUCCUCACCCUCUCCGGGUACAUGCUCAUCUUCUUCGUGGAAAAGGUGGCGUUCGACGCGCACAACAUCAUGCACGAGGGGGACGGCCACGGACAACAACAGCACGGCGGCGGCAAGGCCGUAGCUGACGGUAGCAGCGUCGCGGCGGUGGCGGCGGGCGGGGGGGAAGGUGGGGUGGCGGCGGGGGGCAACAGCGGGAGGUCGGCGAUCAUCUUGCUGCUUGCGCUGGGCGUGCACGCGCUCAUGGAGACGAUGGCGCUGGGGCUGAGCUCGAAUAGGGUCAGCGCGGGGCUGCUGGCCAUGAGCAUCGGGCUCCACCAGCCGGCCGAGUCGCUGGCCUUGCUGGUAUCCUUCUUGAAAUCAGGGCUGUCUGAGAGGCAGGUGAUCAAGUACCUGUCCAUCUUCAGCUGCCUUGGCCCUGCGGGGCUAGGCCUUGGUAUCGCAAUCUCGGAGUUCGCGGGCAAGCUAGCGGACGCCGUGAUGGUGGCGAUGGCGGCGGGGACGUUCAUCUACGUCGGGGCUACCGAGGUCAUCGCCGAGGAGUUCGAGAGCCCACAUGACAAGUGGAAGAAGUUCUCCGCGCUGACAGCCGGAAUUGUCAUCAUCGCGUAUGUGACUCACUGGGCCGAGUCCCUGGAGCACAUGGCGUGAUUGAUGCCUCUCGACCAAAUCGUUUUCGGUUAGAUAGUGGUUUGCCCCUUUCGACUUACUGUCGUGCUGAAAGUGGCGUCGGCAUUAAGCGUAUGGAGAAAGAUGGUAGAGUAGCGCGCACGACAUCGAAUGUGUUCAGAUAUUGCCUGGCUGGUUGGGGCCCUUGGGGUCAACGAGUCCAAAACAUUUCACGGUUGUUUCGUUUUAUGUGCAAUCGCAUUUACGAUUUUAGACGAGAAGUCGACCAAGGUAUAAACACGCACGUUUGUAGCGACUUUAAAUUUUGGUGUCUAAACUAAUGUUGUGGCCAAAUGGUUGGGGCUGCGUGGUGUCAUUUGUACUAAACGGCGCGCGUGGGAGUGUAUUAACUUGCCUGCGAAGCGUGGGGGAUUUCGAACACAAACCCUCCUAUCCCUUCGAAGCCGGAAACGGAACGCAUCGAUGGUCCGGCGAAGGGGCGGGGGCUGUCAAGCUUAGCAAGAUGGAUCGAUGAUUGCGUGUUGUGUAGAGCGAGCGGGUGGGCAGGCAUGUGUAAGGGACUUUUGGUAGACGUGGCGCACGCGCAAUCGACGACACACAUUAGCAACAUCAACCUCACCACGAGCUUGUUCGUUCACAGAGGAGGGCAGCGCGCACGCGCUUCGUUCGCAUGGCCUUCUUCGGUGCAAGUUGUGAGAGGGCUGACCAGCCGCCGCGCUGGCUUUUUCCUUUUGUCAGACCGCCGUUCUUUUUUUAGUGCGGACGUGACAGGAGCGUUUCCACAAACAAUAUGUUUUCUCUUCUU